Molecule: messenger RNA, 492 nt
Organism: Elephantulus edwardii (Cape elephant shrew)
Lineage: Eukaryota; Metazoa; Chordata; Mammalia; Macroscelidea; Macroscelididae
Gene: OMP
Product: olfactory marker protein
Exons: 1
Coding region: 1-492 (163 amino acids)
Biological process (GO): sensory perception of smell; signal transduction
Cellular component (GO): nucleus; neuronal cell body; cytosol
Source: RefSeq, a predicted model, not a curated record
AUGGCGGAGGAUGGGCCACAGAAACCUCAGCUCGAGAUGCCGCUGGUCCUGGACGAGGACCUGACCAAGCAGAUGAGGCUGCGUGUGGAGAGCCUGAAGCAGCGUGGGGAGAAGCGCCAGGAUGGCGAGAAGCUGCUGCGGCCGGCGGAGUCCGUGUACCGCCUCGACUUCAUCCAGCAGCAGAAGCUGCAGUUCGAGCGCUGGAACGUCGUGCUGGACAAGGCGGGCAAGGUCACCAUCACGGGCACCUCGCAGAACUGGACGCCUGACCUCACCAACCUCAUGACGCGCCAGCUGCUGGACCCCGCUGCCAUCUUCUGGCGCAAGGAGGACUCGGACGCCAUGGAUUGGAAUGAGGCGGAUGCCCUGGAGUUCGGGGAGCGCCUGUCAGACCUGGCCAAGAUCCGCAAGGUCAUGUUCUUCCUCAUCACCUUUGGCGAGGGCGUUGAGCCCGCCAACCUCAAGGCCUCUGUGAUUUUUAACCAGCUCUGA